AUGGCGUCUGCCAGAAGCGUCAUGCUCAUCGUCGGUGUCGAUACCUUCAGUAACUUCCUAUGCGGGAUGGUUGUAUUCUCCAUCUUGGGAGUCCUAGCUCACGAAGCCGGUCUUUCUAUUGAAGAAGUAGCAGAAUCAGGUCCCGGUCUAGUAUUCUUAGUGUAUCCGGAGGUCCUUGCCCGCAUGCCUCUUCCUCACUUGUGGGCCGUCAUUUUCUUUUUCAUGCUGUUCACCGUCGGUCUCGACAGUCAGUUUGCUACAGUUGAAGCGAUCAUCAGUGGGUUUGCUGAUAUGUACCCCAAAGUGAUCGGUAAAAGGAAGCAACAUGCUAUCGUCGUUGUCUUUAUACUAUUCUUUGUCACAAGUAUUGUAUUUGCAACACAGUUGGCCUUCGUUGCUGUGGCGUUGAAGUUUGAGCCGCCUAUUUACAAAGGAUAUUUGUAUCCAGAAUACCUCGAAAUUGUUGGCAUUUUCAUCGCUAUGAUGUGUGUAAUCCCGGUUCCUAUCAUCGCCAUCAAGCGACUCUUACAGACACCUGGUACACUCAAGGAGAAGAUCAUGACAUUAGUCGCUCCAUCGCGGAAAUGGGGUCCCAACGACGAUGGAGAAAGUCUAUCUUACAAGAUGUACAAAUACAAGGGUGGAAUUUGGCGGACAAUCCGGAUUAACCUGUGUGGAACUCGUAAUUAA
Messenger RNA from Mizuhopecten yessoensis (Yesso scallop), 690 nucleotides. Its product is annotated as sodium- and chloride-dependent neutral and basic amino acid transporter B(0+)-like. Bases 1 to 690 code for a protein of 229 amino acids. Gene Ontology annotation, cellular component: membrane. The transcript is spliced from 6 exons. Gene Ontology annotation, biological process: sodium ion transmembrane transport. The record is from RefSeq and is a predicted model, not a curated record. NCBI's taxonomy places the organism in Eukaryota, Metazoa, Mollusca, Bivalvia, Pectinida, Pectinidae.